CAACCUUCCACACCCUCUCCCCCUCCAAAAUGCGCAUCCCCUACGCCCCCUCCACUCCACCCGCAACCUCCCCACCCUCCACCUCAGAAAUCUACUCCCGCAUAGCCGCCCGCCGCGCCCCUCGACCUCUCAUCCCUCUCGAUCUCGCCCUCCUCCACAACCCCGCCAUCGCAGACGGCUACAAUUCUCUCAUGGGAGCCAUUCGAACCCAAUCGUCUUUUCCUCUGCAUUUGGCGGAAUUGGCUAUUUGUUAUAUUGCUGUGCUGAAUGGUGCUGUGUAUGAGUGGACCGCGCAUUCGAAAAUUUAUUUGAAGGCUGACGGUGGGAGGAGGGAGGUUUUGAAGGCGUUGUUGGAGUUGAAGGGGAAGUCGGUGGAUGGGAAUAGUAGUAGUAGUGGUGAUAAUGCGGGUUCGGGGGCGGUGUUGAGUGAAGACGAGCAAGAUGUGUUGCGGUUUACGGAGCAGAGUACGAAACAUGUGAAUGUGGACGAGGAGUUGGUGGAGAGGUUAAAGGGGAAAUUUACGGAUCAGCAGGUUAUGGAGUUGAUGAUUACGGUGGCUGGGUAUAAUAUGGUGAGCAGGUUCUUGGUGGGCUUGGAUGUGACGGAGAGUAAUGGGAAGGAGAUGGUCAUGCCUCCGGAGGAGGGAAAGUAGGUGUGCAGGUGGAGAAGAAGAGGUGAAGAGGAACGUGGAUGUGAAUGUGAUGAUGAUGAUAACGAACAUAGGAAAGCAAAUAGAAAGAGUGC
Messenger RNA from Sphaerulina musiva SO2202, 745 nucleotides. RefSeq lists its product as uncharacterized. Bases 30 to 653 code for a protein of 207 amino acids. NCBI's taxonomy places the organism in Eukaryota, Fungi, Ascomycota, Dothideomycetes, Mycosphaerellales, Mycosphaerellaceae. The record is from RefSeq and is a predicted model, not a curated record. The transcript has a single exon.